Tachysurus fulvidraco (yellow catfish) is the source of this 2048-nucleotide messenger RNA. RefSeq names its product Lipopolysaccharide-induced tumor necrosis factor-alpha factor homolog-like (gene litafd). Gene Ontology annotation, molecular function: zinc ion binding. The record is from RefSeq and is a predicted model, not a curated record. The coding region runs from base 173 to 610 and encodes 145 amino acids. Lineage: Eukaryota; Metazoa; Chordata; Actinopteri; Siluriformes; Bagridae. The transcript has 5 exons.
AGGCUGAUGCAUAUUCAUGAAGGAGGAGAAUGCGUAUGAAAGUGCGCCCUCGUCCAGAAGGGUGGAGUGAAGGUGAAGGCUGUGAAAAGCUUAACGUCUCAUUCUGAACUGGAUUCAGUUGCAAGAGAGAAGAAGCCGCCGCAUCAGCAGUUCCAGAUAAACAGAUAAAGAAAUGAGCUCAGGAAUAAAAGACCCUCCACCGUAUGUCAUCCCGGUGGAUAAAGGAGGGGAUGACGUGAGGGUGUACAAGGUGCACACGCCAUUCGACCCAAAAUCCACAUCCGCCAGCGCGUCAGACUUCAGAGUCCCUACCCAAUCCACGACAAAUUACACGACGCCCACCGACAGGAACAGGUACGUUAAUUACGAGUCGGAGCUCGGGCGCUCUCCUGGUAUGGUCACCUGCCCCAACUGCCGAGAGCAAGUGCUCACUCAUGUCACCUAUAAAGUGGGAACGUAUGCAUGGCUCAUGUGCCUCCUCUUCAUCCUGUGCGGGUUCAUAAUUGGCUGCUGUCUCCUGCCGUUCUGCCUCAAGUUCUUUAAAGACGUCUAUCACUCCUGCCCCAAGUGUAACCGUGUUCUGUAUGUGAACAAGAAAAAGUGUUGCUGACCCUGGCUGACCAUCUUAACACAGCUUAACAAUCAGCUGAAGAAAGAAAACGCACACGCACACACACACACACACACACACACACACACACACACACACACUAAAUAAAACACAGCACACCAACAUCUAGUCAUCGUGAUCGUGAAUGAACAUGAGAUUAGCUGAUGUCACUGCUGGUCACUUUAGAAACCUAACCAUGUAUUGCUCUUGUUAUUAUGCUUGUUAUAAGUUGCUAUAAUGCUCCUGUUGCUACACAACCCUGCUGAUAAUUAGGACGUUUCGAUUCGGACGAUCAAUGUUUUCUCAUCCAGACUUUCCAUGAGUCCACGUGUUUGCUCUGUUUUCAGGUGUUCAGUGUUCUUGUUUGUUUGGUUCAGGUGUGUUCGGAGCUGGAUAGAGCAAAAAAAAAGUGUCCCGGACGCUAGAGUCUGACAAAGGAAGUCGAUAUCAUCAGUCAGUCAGUAGAAAAGAAAAUCAUAUUGUUGCUAUUUAGUGACCAAAACUAGCUUUUGUACAGAAUAAACAACAUUCGGACAUAUAAAAGUCUCAUAUGUCGAUACGUUCACCUUUAAGAAUUAUUACCAGUGAAAAACUUUAGCCAGCUAACAACCACAAGUCAAGAAAACACUUCUCAAAUGACAUCAGGUGAUAUUUGUAUCCAAGAUAUUAUCCUAAAUGUUCCUAGCCUUUCCUGCUAAUGCUUGAUAGCAUCAUGCUAACCUGCGCUAACCGGCGCUAACAUGCUAACGUGACAGGAUUUCUGACAGGAUUCGAUCAUUUUUAUUACACAGCCAUGUAACCACUUUCAUUCAUAAAUACUGGCUUUUUCAUUUGCUUUAAAUGGCUGAAGUUAUGACUCUAGAGUUUUGGGAGAAAUCUGUAGUCUGGACAGAAAAAAACGCUGAUCUCCAUCAGAGGGUUUAAGUUCCUCUGGACAUCAUCAUGCACUCCAAUACGACCACCUGAACAGAAUCCGGUGUUUAAUAUGAAGGACAUGGAGUGUAGAGUAACACGCUAUGGAGUUACUCACACCAUCGUUAUUAUAAUUAUUAUUAUUUACCACUGAAUUUGAGGAUUUUUUUCACAGAGAAUGGGGGCAGAUAUUCUCGGGGCGUUGGGCUCUGUAAGUGUUAUAGAAAUGAUUUUGUUGGUGUAAAACAUUAAACUGUUUUUUUUUUUUUUGGAUAAAUCCCUGCACACUCCGGCAAUAAGGCUCCACGGUAUUGGUAUCUAGUUCUCAGGUUCUUCAGCAGACGAACAUUGAGUUGAACACUAACAAAUUAGACCAGGAAACCCCUGUGCUUUGUACAUAAUUCUCCAGAAAUAUGGAAUAUUAUUUUAAACUGUAUUUUGUAUCGGAGAGCUCCGUUACGGCGACGUACAAGUCAGCGUAAAUAAGCCGCUCCGCUCGGUCAUUAAAAAUCAUCUUUUUCCCGAA